ACUCGGUCCCGUCCUGUCCCGUUGCUGUGGCAGACAGGGCUCCCCGGGUUCCAUCCGUUCUCCUUUGGCUUCUGCCCAGCCACAGGCUUGCAGCCUGGCUAGCAGGGGAUAAAACAGGAAGUCUGACGGCUUCAGCCGGCUGCGGGACCCCAGAGUGUUUUCCCACUCUGCGUCCUGGCCUGGUUCCCCAGAAGUACAAACACACGCACAGAGCCCCAUUGUUGCCGCCUUCCCGGCCCACUGAUCCUAAUAUGGAAUGCAGCAGGAAGCCCACGAUUUCCUGACGCUCGGCAAGCCGGAGGAAGCGAGGGGGGAAACUCCGUUUAAAAGCCCUGCUCUCCUCCAUGUUAGCUGUGUGGUGGAAAACCAGGCAGGAGUUAUCCAAAUCCCACCGUGUCAUCAGCCAGGCUGGGGAUGGGGAGGGCAGAGUGAGACUCUCACAGGCUGCUGAAAUUUCGAGACUGCCAGGAAGUCCCGGCAAGUCUGUGCAAAUGAGAACGCCUUAACUCCAGCCACUGGGGGAAAAGGGACAGACCUUUGUCAUCCCUCCUGCCAAGAGUGUGCUACCUUUCUCUUCCAGCAUGGUGAGCGGCGGGGCUUGUGUGUGUCUGGGCCGUGCCUGGGCGAGCCAGCCCAGCCACCGUCAGGCCGCCUGAGCUCCAGCCUGGGGCCGGUCCCACCGCUCCAUGCGCUGCAGAAGCCCCAGCCGCAGCAGCAGCAGCAGCAGCAGCAGCAGCAGCAGCAGCUGGAGCCGCCAACAUGAGCUACAGAGAGGGCACUGACAGCAGCUGCGGCUGCGGUGGGCGCGACGAGAACAGGAUCCUCAAGUGCGUGGUGGUCGGGGACGGCGCGGUGGGGAAGACCUGCCUGCUGAUGAGCUACGCCAACGACGCCUUCCCGGAGGAGUACGUGCCCACUGUGUUUGACCACUAUGCAGUUACCGUGACGGUGGGAGGCAAGCAGCAUUUGCUUGGACUGUACGACACCGCAGGACAGGAGGAUUACAACCAGCUGCGGCCACUAUCCUACCCCAACACUGACGUGUUUCUCAUCUGCUUCUCUGUCGUAAACCCUGCCUCUUAUCACAACGUCCAGGAGGAGUGGGUCCCGGAACUGAAGGACUGCAUGCCUCACGUGCCUUACGUCCUCAUUGGGACCCAGAUUGAUCUCCGGGAUGACCCCAAAACCUUGGCACGUCUCUUGUACAUGAAGGAGAAGCCCCUCACCUACGAGCAUGGUGUGAAGCUGGCAAAAGCGAUUGGAGCACAGUGCUACUUGGAAUGUUCCGCCCUGACGCAGAAGGGUCUCAAAGCGGUUUUUGAUGAAGCCAUCCUCACUAUUUUCCACCCCAAGAAGAAAAAGAAAGGCUGUUCGGAAUGCCACAGCUGCUGUGCAAUUAUCUGAAGUUGCCUGAGACCUGUCUACCUGCCAUCCAAGGGUGUGAAGAGCAGCCAGUCUCUGGGACCCACCUCUAGCCAAAAGGGAGGGUAUGACCAGAAAGGAAUCCCUGCAUCCCGAAGGCCUGUCCCUCUGCUCUGCCAGCUUCCCAGCUCAGCAUCCUGUCACCACUGCCUCCUCCCCAGGCUGGAGCACCCACACUGCGCGUGGAGAACGCUGAGCCACAUUCAGACAAUGCGCUGGGGAGGUGUUGGAAGCAAGUCACAACUGUCCUGUAUUUCACAUCUCCCCUUCCACGGAUGUGAGCCAACGGGAAGUCAUGCUGGAAAACUAAGCACUCUGUCCUGCAGUGGGGGCCUUACUUCCUGUGUUUGCCAACUUGGGAAUACAAUGCCGACAUUUUUCCCGAGACUGUUGUUUCAGCCAAGUGUCUUAACAUUUGUUUCUAUUACAGUUUCCUGAGGUCCAGUCAUUUGAGCCUCGCUAGUCCGUAUCAAAAUAGUUCAAAGACAAGCUGGAUUAUGCUCACUCUUAUUGACAGUGGGUCUCUGUCAAUGUCCUUAGAGCCAACAUGUACCUCUGAAUGCCUGAUUACAAAACAAAAGCAAAAACAAAAACAAAAAAACUUUACAACUUUUAUAAACUGUCAGACCUCUAAUUUUUUAGCCUUUUUAAAAGAAAACAUCCUGUGAAUUAUUACACCUUCCCCAGUUUUGCCAAAGAUCCAUCCUACAAAUGCUUCAGGUGAUAGGGGGCCUGGCCCUUGCAAACAUCUACUGCCGUUCAACCUGAAAAUGGACAGUCUUUGAAGAAAGGAAUCGAUUUCUGCUUUUCAUCUAAUUUGGUCAGGACAAGAAUAUGGCAAAAGCCAUCUUCCUGAUCCAGCAGAGUGGGCCUGCCCCACCCCUCACAGGUCUGUGCCUUCCCUCCAGUCUCACUUUCUCCUGUACCCAGGAGAAACUGGGGAACACUGUGUUCCCCAGUCACAGCCUGGGGAAAAAGAAAAAGACCUUAAAAGAAAAUGGUGGGGGGGGGGCUCUGGACACCAGACAUGAAAAAUGUGUCCCAGAAUCCUUCAGGGUCAAAGUGCCUUAACUCUUCUACUUGCUUCAGCUGAAAGUACUACUUGGCUUGCCCAUGUUAAGCUUCGGUUCAGGACAGUUUCCAGUUGCAGCCAGUGCGAAAAUUAUUGCCUCUCUCCCUCUUUCCUUAACUCCUUCUCCCAAAUGUCCAUGGAGGAUAAGCUGAAGUGGAUCCCAUUCCAGGCUGAGGCACUGCACCUAAUGAGGAGUUUGUUCCUGAGCAGGAAAAGCUCCCAGUGAGAAAUCCUGCACCUUUCAACGUGACGAUUCCCAAACAGCCAGGGACUCUCUGUGUUUUAAUUAGAGGCUGUGAUUGACCCUGAUUAGUCUUAUUUGCUUACAAAUGCCCUGGAAUUACCCAGGGAAGCUGAUUUCUCCUUUUUUUUUUCUUUAUUGCAUCAGUAAAUCAUAUCUUAGCAAUAUGAAAUUAUUUCACUUUUUCUGGAUUGAAGCUCCAUCUGUUGGGAAAAGCAUCCCAAUCUUUCUAGUCUUUUCUGCUCAUAAAGGAACCACAGAAGAGAAUUGUAUGAUAUGGGUCUUCUUAAGACCUUCCAUGACACCCCUUCAGUCUUUGGGGGUUUGUUUGUUUGUCUGUUGUUUAGAAUUUCUGAAAUGUAUUUUUGCUUCCUCUA
This is a messenger RNA of Peromyscus leucopus (white-footed mouse), 3112 nucleotides long. RefSeq names its product ras homolog family member J (gene Rhoj). Gene Ontology annotation, molecular function: GTP binding; GTPase activity. Bases 760 to 1404 code for a protein of 214 amino acids. Lineage: Eukaryota; Metazoa; Chordata; Mammalia; Rodentia; Cricetidae. Gene Ontology annotation, biological process: small GTPase-mediated signal transduction. The record is from RefSeq and is a predicted model, not a curated record. The transcript has 5 exons.